Messenger RNA from Ananas comosus (pineapple), 754 nucleotides. Its product is annotated as outer envelope pore protein 21, chloroplastic-like. Lineage: Eukaryota; Viridiplantae; Streptophyta; Magnoliopsida; Poales; Bromeliaceae. The transcript has 5 exons. The record is from RefSeq and is a predicted model, not a curated record. Gene Ontology annotation, biological process: regulation of monoatomic anion transport. Gene Ontology annotation, molecular function: voltage-gated monoatomic anion channel activity. The coding region runs from base 108 to 611 and encodes 167 amino acids.
GAAGAACCAAAAAAGCACCCGCACUUUCCACAAGCAGGUGCGAAGCUUCGUUUUCGAACUCGCUAGGGUUUCUCAAUCUCUCUCUCUCUCUCUCUCUUCGACGAUCCAUGGAGACCUCUCUGAGAUUGGGUGGGGAUUCGAAAACCCUAAGGAUCCACGCCAAGGAGAAGCUCCGCUUGGGCCCCCAAACCCUUUUGCAGGCUCACGGGGAAAUAGAUACGUGCGCUGGGGCUCCAAGUUAUCUUGCUCUGCUCAUAAGGCAGUUUUAUCCUCAGCUAUCAGCGAACGUAGAUGUAGGCGUUCAGCUUGAUAAAGGUGGUGAUAUCAAUUACAGCCUUCGAGGGAAGAAGGCAUUGUCAAUCACAUCAAAUGGUCUAGUAGGCAUCAACAUUAAAGGGAGGUUGGUCACAGACAAAGAAUUUAUGCCGGGUAAGAAAAGCAGCGCUGUCGAAUUGUCUUGGAGCAUACUCAAUUUUCAGAAGGAUCAAGACGUGAGGAUCAAAGUUGGUUAUGAAUUAUUUGACAAGGUACCAUACCUCCAAAUUAGGGAAAAUAACUGGACCCUCAAUACUCAUAUGAAUGGUAAGUGGAAUGUAAGAUUUGAUUUAUGAUCAACUUCUUAAAUCUCAACCACACAUUCAAAGACAUUGUUGAUUUCUUGCUGUAAUUGACAUGAAGCUCUGUUUAGAGAAACAUUCAAUGAAGCUCUUUUGUUCAUCUACAUCUUAAAUUCUUUAAAUAUUUUCAAUGCUUA